UCAGAGCACUUUACUGCUGCUGCCUGCAGACCAUCUCUGACCUGACGGACCACUUGACCUCCUCACUCCUGUUUAAUAAAUAUAUAGAUUCAACAGAUAUACUAGAGGGGACCUUUUAAAGCACUUUUAUUCAACUUUCCAUCUGUCUAGAGUCAUGUUUCUUUACUUUCUCCUCGUCGCUCCUGCGCUGCUCGUCGAGGCGCGGAUCAGCAGACGUGACGUCAUCGGCUGUCCGGAGACCUGUGACCUCCAGAAUUGUCCCGCGACCCCUGCGGACUGUCCCGCCGGAGAGGCGCUGGACCAGUGCGAUUGCUGCCAGGUCUGCGCGGCCAGCGACGGCGAGGCGUGCGGCGGCGCGGGGCACCUCGGCGGCGCGCGAUGCGCGGACGGGAUGGAGUGCGUGGUGAGCGGCGGCACUGAGGCGUCGGCCACCGUGCGGCGACGCGGCACAAGCGGCGUCUGCGCCUGCACGACCGCCAGCCCGGUGUGCGGAAGCGACGGCGUCUCCUACCGCAACGUGUGCGAGCUGAAGCGCGUGAGCCGUCUGGCCAGGAGGCUACGGCAGCGAAGUGUCGUCCUCAUCCAGAGGGGAGCAUGCGGUAAAGCAGUCCAGCAGAAUCCAGACAGCCUGCGCUUCAAGUUCAACUUCAUCGCCGACGUGGUGGAGAAGAUCGCCCCCGCCGUGGUCCACAUCGAGCUGUACCGCAAGAUGGUGUUCUCUAAGCGUGAGGUAGCGGUGGCCAGCGGGUCGGGCUUCAUUGUGUCAGAAGAUGGCUUGAUAGUGACCAACGCCCACGUGGUGGCCAACAAGCACAGGGUUAAGGUGGAGCUGAAGAGCGGCGCCUCCUACGACGCCACAAUCAAAGAUGUGGAUGAGAAGGCGGACAUCGCUCUGAUACAAAUCAACACGCCGAUCCAGCUUCCUGUGCUGCUGCUGGGCCGCUCUGCGGAUCUGCGUCCCGGGGAGUUUGUGGUGGCCAUCGGCAGUCCCUUCUCCCUGCAGAACACCGUCACCACCGGCAUCGUCAGCACUACCCAGCGGGGGGGCAAGGAGCUGGGCCUGCGCGACUCAGACAUGGACUACAUCCAGACGGACGCCAUCAUCAACUACGGAAAUUCUGGAGGCCCGCUGGUGAAUCUGGAUGGUGAGGUGAUAGGCAUCAACACUCUGAAGGUAACUGCAGGAAUCUCCUUUGCCAUCCCCUCCGACAAGAUAAGACAGUUCUUGGCAGAGUCCCAUGACAGACAGGCCAAAGGCCAAACGUCCCAACGAAAGAAGUACAUUGGAGUCCGUAUGAUAACACUCACGCUCAUGCUGGCUAAGGAGCUGAAGGACAGGCAGUCAGACUUUCCCGACGUCACGUCCGGUGCGUACGUCAUUGAGGUCAUAAGCCGCACCCCUGCUGAGACCGCGGGCCUCCAGGAGAGCGACGUCAUCAUCAGCAUCAACGACGGACGCAUCACCUCAGCCAACGACGUCAGCGCAGCCAUCCGGAGAGACGGUAAGCUGAGGACCGUGGUGCGGCGCGGGAACGAGGACGUCAUCCUCAACAUUGUUCCUGAGGAGAUCGACCCUUGACCUCCGACCUCGGACCUGGGAUGGCAGUCCUCUGCUUAAAUUAACAAGUCCAUAUUGUUCAGAGCUGGCUCUCAGUGUUCCUCACAGGAAACUCUUUCUUCAAGGCUCAAACAUCAUCAAAACGCCAUCAAAACACUUUGUUUAUAAUUCAGGAUGAUAGGCAUAAUAACAAAUGCUAACAGACCCUCCUCACUUGGGGCCGGUCUCCUCACGCUUAUGACAGGUCUGCUCCUUUGAUGCACCAGGUGUCCAGGGUCGUGGAGUAGACCUCUUCUCUAUGUAGUAUCCUGCCUCAGCCCUGGUAUGUGGUACAUCCAUCUGAGACGUUUAAUGGGUAUUUUUUUCUAUUGGCCACAUGAGGAGACCCUUGAUUACAAAGGACAAGGACCAGAUGCUGUGUUGUCGGCUGUGUGUGAAGGUUUGACCCGAGUGUUUUUAAAUGGAUAUACCAUCAGGAGGAUGGAUGGACCAUCUCCUGUGCCACCGAUGUCCCGUACUUUGAGGGGGAACAAAAAACAACGCUCGACCACCAGAUGUAUUUUGGUUCCUUGAUCCAAUGCUUUUUUUGGUCUCUUUUUUAAACCCUAUAUUACCAGUUGCGCUGGAUUCCUUCAUGUCUAUUGUAAUGAAGUGUUGUUUGCAAUAAGUAGUUUAGUUUACUUUAGUUUUGCCGACAAUUUUCUGAAAUGGAAUAAACAUAUUUUUAAAAAGUGU
This is a messenger RNA of Gadus morhua (Atlantic cod), 2293 nucleotides long. RefSeq names its product serine protease HTRA1B. Gene Ontology annotation, cellular component: extracellular region. The transcript has 10 exons. Gene Ontology annotation, molecular function: protein binding; serine-type endopeptidase activity. Bases 155 to 1579 code for a protein of 474 amino acids. Gene Ontology annotation, biological process: positive regulation of apoptotic process; proteolysis; programmed cell death. The record is from RefSeq and is a predicted model, not a curated record. Lineage: Eukaryota; Metazoa; Chordata; Actinopteri; Gadiformes; Gadidae.